This is a messenger RNA of Caenorhabditis briggsae, 1233 nucleotides long. Bases 1 to 1233 code for a protein of 410 amino acids. Gene Ontology annotation, biological process: DNA repair. The transcript is spliced from 7 exons. The record is from RefSeq and is a predicted model, not a curated record. Gene Ontology annotation, cellular component: Smc5-Smc6 complex; nucleus. Lineage: Eukaryota; Metazoa; Nematoda; Chromadorea; Rhabditida; Rhabditidae.
AUGGACGGCGACCAGCGUCGGAAAACUACUACAAAAGAAACGGAAGAUCUCUGUAAUCAACCGGUCAGUUCUUCCGAGUUCUUCCAUUCUUUUUGUUUCGGCUUUAUCUCAGCCGAAAAUAUCGAAAAGCUUCGGAAUCGGAGAGAAAAACCUGUUUCGGAAAAGUGCAGAGAUAACCAUGUUGUGUCCUCUAAACUCAAAAAACAUGUCACUGAGCUGUCACACAUACGAAAAUCUGAAGCAGUCGAUAUCAGGAUUCAGAAAAUCAAUUCGUCAAUCGAAACAUUGAAAGAGCAGUCGAAACCUUUGAAAAAAGCUAUGAACACUGGUCUCUACUCCAUUGACUCUGAUUUGAUAGAGCUUGUUGCUCUCACAGCUCGUGAGACUCUUUUGGAAAUUGGUUCAAGUGCUGCCGUCGAUCCGGUUGAUGUUGGAUUGAAAGUCGCUGAUGCCUUGAAACGAAUUAACUCUGCUGUGAAGCAUUAUAAACCAGAUAAAACUGACUGGUGCAAUGAGUGGUUGUACGAUGAGAAUAUGGAUGAAAUCGACGAAAUCUACAAUGGUAUCUAUGGGGAUUCCGGACUUUCUGAAAACUGUCGUCUUGCAUCAAACCUUGCGGUUUUUCAUCGCUGUGGUCGUGAAAUGCAAAUGUAUCCGUCAGCGUCAGCAGAUACGAACACCGAUCAGGAGCAAGAUGUUUACAUCAAUCCAGCACUUUACCCAUUCAAUGUGGACUGUGACUUUAUACUCCAACUUGUUGAUGUCGAAUGUGCAGAGAAACUGAAAAAAGUGCGCGAGAAAACCGAAAGAGGCUCUAGAAAGAAGGAAACGGGAGAGCUGGUGAAAGUGAACGAUAAAGCAAGCAAUGUCCAAAGUGAAGAAGUCUCCAUUUCUAACGAAUUGAAGCACGUUUCGAACAUCUUCAGGAAGGAGAUUAAAACUAGGAAGACAGACAAAAUUCCGUAUUUCGAAUUUGUGAUUAAUCCUGAAUCCUUCUCACGAACAGUUGAAAACAUGUUUUAUGUCUCGUAUCUGAUGCGUGAUAGAACUCUGUUCCUCGUGGAAGAAAAUGGAGCUCCGUACCUUCAAAAACCACCUUUCGCCACGGAGGAAGAGCAAAAGCAAGCCGAGAAUAGAAAUUCCACACAUGGAGUGACGUCUCUGAGCUUCGAGGAAUGGAAGCUACUUUGUGGAGGAUUCAAAAAGACGAUUAUCCAGCCAUUGAAAGUUUAG